UGUGGGCUCCAGCCUAAGGACUCUUCUCUCGACCUCUUUCCCCUGUGGUUGGUGCUUCUCCUCAGAGCUGCCAGGAUGUGUGGAAGGUUCCUGAGGCAGCUGUUGGUGCAAGAGAGCCAGUGCUCGACCCCUGUGGGGCGCCUCCUGCUUCCUGUGCUCGUGGGAUUCCGCCUUGCUCUGCUGGCUGCCAGCGGACCCGGCGUCUACAGCGAUGAUCAGAGUGAAUUUGUGUGUCACACGCAGCAGCCAGGCUGCAAGGCUGCCUGCUAUGAUGCUUCCCACCCGCUUUCUCCACUACGGUUCUGGGCCUUCCACGUCAUCAUGGUGGCUGUACCCAGUGCCCUCUAUGUGGGGUUCACCUUGUGUCAUGCGAUUGAACACUGGGAAGAACCAGGAAAGGUGAAGAAGGAGGAAGAAACCCUGAUCCAUAAAGGGGACAGCUGCAGAGAUGCCUCAGGGACUGGAAGCCGCAAGAUACUCUGGGCCUAUGUGGCACAGCUGGGGGCUCGAGUGGUCCUUGAAGGGGCAGCCUUGGGGGGGCAGUACCAUCUGUAUGGGUUUAAGGUACCCAGUUCCUUUUCUUGUCGACGAGAUCCUUGCCUUGGCAGCAUAACCUGUAAUCUGUCCCGUCCCUCUGAGAAGACCAUCUUUCUAAAAACCAUGUUUGGGGUUAGUGGGCUUUGUCUUUUGUUUACCCUUUUGGAGCUUGUGCUUCUGGGUUUGGGGAGAUUGUGGAAGAGCCAGAAGCACAGAUUUUCCUCUUUUAACUGCUUCUCAAGUUCAAAGAGCACCAGAAGACACAAGGAACCAGCCAAUAACUUCCCAGUGGUGGAAACAAAAGAGUAGUUUUGAGAAGAAGGUGAGAAGGAUCCUAACCACCCUUUCCCUUGCUGCCCUAGUGUCUCUGUCCAAUAAUCUCUGCUCAGGGCAGGUCCCUCAUCCUUCCGGGAAGUGCACAUUCCACGUGUUAUAAAGUAGAUCAUCAGUUUCCGGGCAGAUGCAUUCUGACCACUCCCUGCAACUCAUCUCCUAGUGCCCUUCCCCGUCAAUUGGGUGGUUCUUUCCAGUGAGUAAGGAUGGCAGAGCGAAUCUGUUGCACUUCCUCCUUUUCUAUUUAGUUCUUUCUUCACUUAGGAAAAAUCUCAGCUUUUGCUUGAUCCCCACUUUGCAGAAUUGUAAAGAUACUCAUCUCAUCUGUAGAAGAUCUUAUGAUUGGAUCUCUUUCAAAACAUCCAUUGAGUGAGGAUUCACAUCCAGGUAUAAUUAGAGGCCGUUGAAGGGUAUCUAAGGGCCAUGGUGGGCCAUGCGGUUGAAAGCAUUAUCUUGAAGAAUUUCUGAUAAUACCUUCUCAGUAGAAUUUUUUUACCUUUAGAGAUAAAGAAUGAAAACAUAUUAACAAACAACCGGGCAUAAACAAAACAACAC
This is a messenger RNA of Chinchilla lanigera (long-tailed chinchilla), 1425 nucleotides long. RefSeq names its product gap junction protein, gamma 3, 30.2kDa (gene Gjc3). Gene Ontology annotation, biological process: cell communication. The coding region runs from base 76 to 846 and encodes 256 amino acids. The transcript has 2 exons. Gene Ontology annotation, cellular component: connexin complex. NCBI's taxonomy places the organism in Eukaryota, Metazoa, Chordata, Mammalia, Rodentia, Chinchillidae. The record is from RefSeq and is a predicted model, not a curated record.